Messenger RNA from Lotus japonicus, 1926 nucleotides. RefSeq names its product flavonol synthase/flavanone 3-hydroxylase-like. The transcript is spliced from 6 exons. Lineage: Eukaryota; Viridiplantae; Streptophyta; Magnoliopsida; Fabales; Fabaceae. The record is from RefSeq and is a predicted model, not a curated record. The coding region runs from base 568 to 1566 and encodes 332 amino acids.
CUUGAAGUGCAGCCUUCGUUGUUUUUUUUUGGAGGCGGCACAUGGCGAGUAUCAUUGAUUGCACAGUUGGGGUUCAAAUUGGAAGGAACGAUCGCAUCUCUCUCGGUGCUUGACAACAUGAGAAGAGUUUGUGACUUGAAUAAACUUUCUAAGUAUGAUUUUAUGCAUGGACUAUCAACUAGUUCUAAUGCGGAUUGAGGUUGGAUUUGACUCACUUUUCUCUGGGCUGAUAGAUUACCAAGACAGGGCUAAACGUAAAAAGGAGAAGAGUCUCGAGGUUAUCUGGCAGAGUAGAAAGAGCCUUUGGCUCAUCUGCCUAGGGAAGGAGCAAGUGACUGUGGUGAAAGAAAAUGAUUUAGCGAAUAAGGAAAUGAUUGGGAAGUCUGAUAUUGUAGGACCAGCCUUGUAUGGCAUCUCAACAAAACCUUCUGCUCCAUUUCUUGUCCUCCUUGAUAAGAAGCAAUGUUGAACCAAUUCUUGAACAAUAUAAGCCAAUUAUUUUUUGUUCUCUCAUCUUAUUCAAGUAGACACUUGGCACAGUGGCUCCACAAUUUACAGUAAGACACAAUGGAAGUGGAGCGAAUACAAACCUUAGCGCUUAACCACCAGCUGAAAGAGCUUCCACCACAGUUCAUUCGCCCCGCUAACGAACGGCCAGAAAAUACAAAAGCUGUGAAGGAUGUCACAUUACCUGUUAUAUCUUUGUCUCUGCCACACCAUGUUUUGGUGAAGAAGGUUACGGAAGCUGCAUCCGAGUGGGGAUUUUUUAUCAUUACCGACCAUGGUAUGUCGCCGACACUCAUCCAACGUUUGCAAGAGGUGGGUCAAGCGUUCUUUGCUCGUCCUCAGGAGGAGAAAGAGGCAUAUGCGAAUGACCCCUCCAAGGGUAACUUUGAUGGGUAUGGCACCAAGAUGACCAAGAACCUUGAAGAAAAGGUUGAGUGGGUGGACUACUAUUUUCACGUCAUGAGUCCUCCUUCUAAGGUCAACUAUGACAUGUGGCCCAAAAGCCCUCCUUCCUACAGGAAGGUAACACAAGAAUACAAUAAGGAGAUAUUAAGGACAACUGAAAAGAUUUUGGAGCUCUUAUCUGAAGGGCUGUCACUGGAAAGGAAGGUUUUAAAGUCUUGCUUGGGAGAUAAGGAAAUAGAACUAGAAAUGAAGAUAAAUAUGUAUCCACCAUGCCCACAGCCUGAAUUGGCAUUGGGAGUUGAACCCCACACUGACAUGAGUGCCCUUACCUUACUUGUUCCGAACAUUGUUCCCGGCCUCCAAGUUUGGAAUGGAAAUAACUGGGUUGAAGUCAAUUACUUGGAAAAUGCACUCUUUGUGCACAUUGGUGAUCAACUUGAGGUGAUGAGUAAUGGGAAGUACAAGAGUGUUCUGCAUAGAAGCUUGGUGAACAAGGAGCAUACACGGAUGUCAUGGGCUGUAUUCGUUGUGCCACCACAUGAUGCGGUUAUCGGGCCCCUUCCUCAACUCAUCAAUGAUCAAAAUCCUCCCAAGUUUUCAACAAAAACCUAUGCUGAGUACCGCUAUCGCAAAUUCAAUAAGCUUCCACAAUAGGAUUCAAAAACUGCCUUGUUUUUCUUACACCAUGUAUUAUUUAUGGGAUGUAUCCCUUAAAAUUUUAUAAUAGCUACUCAUUUUAAUUACCUCUGUGAUGCACGAGAAUUUUAUGUUGUUUGAAUAAUGAAAUAUUCAUUUUUAGAAAUUAUAAUAUAUAUUAUGAAACUGUCAAUAUAUGAUUAUAUGAUAAAAUGUGGUGUGUGAAGUAGUUACUUGAUUCUUAUAAGAGUAUUAUAAAAUGAACAUUCAAAUCAGAUAAGGAUCUUCGCUAUCAAAACAUGAAAUGACAUAUUUUUUGGUCUAGGGUCUUAGGUAUUUUCUGUACAGGCAAACAAGUGCGAUCGGGAGCAUCCACAA